UUACAGGAAUUUUCUCAAUUGACCAAAGAACUGGCGGCGGCGCGAGAGAGCAUCUUGGAAAGAGAAGAGGAAAUUUCCGAAUUAAAAGCGGAGCGAAACAACACACGUCUCUUACUGGAACAUCUAGAGUGUUUAGUAUCGCGACAUGAACGAUCACUUAGGAUGACGGUUGUGAAACGUCAAGCCGCUGCGCAAUCUGGUGUAUCGUCUGAGGUGGAAGUUCUCAAAGCUUUGAAAAGCCUUUUCGAGCAUCACAAGGCUUUGGAUGAAAAGGUACGUGAGCGUUUACGCGUGGCCCUUGAAAGAAAUACAAGUCUCGAGGAGGAACUAGCCCAUACCAAAGAGGAAUUCCAGCAAUAUAAAAUAAGUGGACAUCCAAAAGCAUUAGACGAUAGACCAAAAGAGAAUGGACAGGCAGACGAAGGUCAGCAACAGAAUAAGAAUGAGACUGAGCAGGCAGCAAGCCAGCCGCAGCAGCAGCAAUACCAGCAACAUCAGUUGCAGCAGCAGCAGCAGCAGCAGCAACAACAACAACAAUCGGUACAAAAACCAGGUACAGAGAAGUCCACUGAAGUUGGCAGUAGAUUGAGCAAUGGGAGUCUCGAUCCAACUGAGCAGGACUCAGCAGUACGAGUAAUAGAUUUGCAAGCUACUCUCGACAAGCAGAGUUCAGAAUUAAAUACGUGGCAACGACGAGUAGCGGAACUAAGCGGACGCGUCGCCGAGUUAGAGGAAACACUAUCCAAAACACAAAAAGAUCUUUUGAAGGCACAAGAGGCAAGUCUUAAAUUGCAAAGAGAUUUACGAGAGAAUGCGGCACAAAAAGAGGACCAAGAAGAACGAAUAGCAACUUUAGAAAAACGAUACCUCAAUGCUCAACGAGAAUCUACUAGUCUUCAUGAUCUCAAUGAGAAACUGGAGCAGGAGUUGCAGCAUAAGAAAGCUCAAUUAAAGCUCCAAGAGGAAAAAAUUGCUGCUAUACAAGAAAAACUAGAACUCGCGGAACAAAAAUUAGCUCAAUAUGCUAAGUUACCAGAAAUGGAAGAGCAAUUAAAGCAGAGGAUGGAGGCUCUGACGCAGGUGAGGAGGCCCAACCAGCAGGCUCAGGAAAGGCAUGGUAGCGCGGAGGAUAGAAUUCAAAGACUGGAAACACAAUUAGAAGAAAAGAAUGCAGAAGUGAUGCGUGUUAAUCAACGAUUAAAAAUGAACGAGGAACAUAAUACACGUCUUAGUACAACUGUUGAUAAACUUUUAUCUGAAUCCAAUGAAAGAUUACAAGUGCAUUUAAAAGAAAGAAUGCACGCGUUAGAAGAAAAAAAUGCACUUACUCAGGAACUCGAAAAAACAAGAAAAGUGGCGGAAGAUCUACAAAAUGAAAAGGCUGACAUUGUUAAAGAAUUGGGUAAAGCACGUCUGGAAAUCGAUAAUGUUAAAAGACAGAUGCUCCAACAAGAAAUUGCAUUUAAUAUUCAGCAAACAGAUGCAUUAACGAGAAGUUUGUCGCCAAAUACCGUAGAUCCAGGCUCCUUUUCGAGAAGUGCAAGUCACAGCAGUUUCGACACACACUCAUUGCCUAGAAGAGGAGGUAAACGAUCUAUCGAAGACGAUUCAUCGAAGAAUUAUGUUGCACGGACUUUAGCGGAGCAAGAAUGGGAAAAGUUGCAACAAGCGCAUGUGCUUGCCAAUGUCCAACAAGCAUUUGAUGUUUCGAGUGACGCGGAAGGUGAUGGAGAUAACGAAAGUAUCUUCAGUUGUGCAGCGGACGUAAUCAGCCCCACUGGACAUACAGACGCCCAAACAUUAGCAUUGAUGUUACAAGAACAAUUAGAUGCUAUUAAUAAGGAAAUUAGAUUAAUUCAAGAAGAAAAGCAGAGUACGGAAGCACGUGCGGAGGAACUGGAAUCUCGCGUUGGCAGCCUCGAACAUAUGAAUCUAUUAGCGAGGGGACGAAGUCUCGAGCGAGCAUCGCCGCCGCUGAGUGGCCGAUCCACACCAAAAUCGCAUCAUAGUCCAAAUAGGGAUUAUUUACAUAAGUACCACACCGCACCUGCGUCAAUGUCUCCGGCGCAUUUACAUCAAUAUGCUGCUUCCUUAGCUAGUCCCGGCCAACUAUCAGAAUCUCUUCCUGCUAGCCAGUUGCAGUUGUCGGGAGAGGAACUGCAUUCGGUUAGUGAAAGAGAUAAUGGUGGUGCAGGAAGCGGUGGAAGCGAUGCGGCAUCUCCUUUAACAGCCAGGUCCCUGAGAUUGGAACGAGUCGUUCAAGCAUUGGCCCAUAGUCAGGAAGAACUUAGAAGACGUACUGGACAGAGUGGAUUUCCGAGUGGUGGUUUCCCCACGCACAGGUUAAUUAAUGAUAUUAGUACUGCAUGUAAAUCGUAUUAUAUGCCGCUGUGCACGUCACAUUUGAAUGGCUCUUGUGGGCAUGAGAUGAAUAAUUUUCAAGUCAGCUCAGAAUAG
Atta colombica is the source of this 2457-nucleotide messenger RNA. Its product is annotated as liprin-alpha-1-like. The record is from RefSeq and is a predicted model, not a curated record. The annotation marks the transcript as partial. The transcript is spliced from 14 exons. NCBI's taxonomy places the organism in Eukaryota, Metazoa, Arthropoda, Insecta, Hymenoptera, Formicidae. Gene Ontology annotation, cellular component: presynaptic active zone. Gene Ontology annotation, biological process: synapse organization.